AAAAAUGAAGAGUUACCAGCACGCAGAAUAGAGGGAAAAACAAGAAACAAAAGCCAUAGAACAUAUCGCUAUACUCGUUUGGAUUCAGAGCAUUCAUCCAUGGCAUCAAGGAAAACCCACCAUUCAACACUCAAGUCCAUCUUUUCAAACUCUAAUGAUAUCAACGACCACAACCCAAUAGCCUCUGAUAUCGAGUUCGACGAAGCUGAUAUUUGGGGUACUUCCACUAACCACAAUGUCGCACCAUCAAUGGAGAACAAAAGAACAUUGCCCAUCUCGCGACAACCAAAGAAAGCGCCUAGGAAGAUCGACAACACCGGAGGCUGGACCGUCCCGCGGGCAUCAGCAUCGACAUCCUUGCCCCUGAACAUACCGGACUGGUCGAAGAUUCUUAAAGAUGAAUAUGAAGAUCAUCGAAACAAAGACAGCGACGAAGAUUUUGACGCCGACGACGACGAAAGCCAUGGCAAUUACAGGCUUCCUCCUCAUGAGUAUUUAGCGAGGACUCGAGGCGCUUCCCUGUCGGUUCAUGAAGGGAUAGGGAGGACUUUGAAAGGGAGGGACUUGCGCCGGGUGAGGAAUGCAAUCUGGAAGAAAGUUGGUUUUGAAGAUUAAUUAGUUUAGAUCAGAAACGACAUGACAUCACCAAGGAGCUAGCUGGAUGAUCAGAGAAUUAGAAUAAUAGAAUUGAUAUCGGAUUGUUGAAUUGAUAGGCCACUGACUGUGUUGAUCCUUUUUGCUGGAUCAGGGGCUGAAUAUUCAUCUUGUAUCUUGUCAUUUGGACCUUUUUCUUUGCUAUUCUUUUCUGUCUGUUAACUUCUGGGUGUCUUGAGUUUUGUUAUAAUUAGCUAGAAGGAUGAAUCAGAUGCAUGUAGUUCUGUCUCUGAGAGACUACGUACAUCUAAUGCUUUCAAUGGUCAUCAUUAAAGUUUCAGAACUUGGCCUGGCCGGAUUCAUUGCCAUGUAUGCACAUUUCACUUCUUUCUUAAUUCCGAGCUACCUUCUAUUUUCAGCAA
Carya illinoinensis is the source of this 1016-nucleotide messenger RNA. RefSeq lists its product as uncharacterized. The transcript has a single exon. The record is from RefSeq and is a predicted model, not a curated record. Bases 100 to 615 code for a protein of 171 amino acids. Lineage: Eukaryota; Viridiplantae; Streptophyta; Magnoliopsida; Fagales; Juglandaceae.